AAAAAUGUGUGCAUCAUUAUUAUUAGUGUCAAAAAAUUCGCAAUUUAAUGCUGGCUUUCUCCUCUAAUCACAUGAUCAACAACCAUAUGAGAUGAACAAAAAGCACGUGCCGAUAAGAAUGAAUUUCCUUAUCAUUUUUGCAAAUUUAAAACUAUAAAAGGAAUGAAUUCUGUGGAUCCCAUGAUUUUUUUCAAUUAUUUGUUGUCAAUCUAUCGAUGGUCAUGUGCUAAUAUAGGUGUUAAAAAGGGUGAUGAUGGCUCAGAAUAUGUGUACGCAGAGGAACAACUUAGGUAUGAUCUUGAGCACUUACUGGAUGAACCUGAAGAACACUUGGAUCUCAGGUGUGCCCACAUUGUGGAACGUCUUCUCUUGUCAGAUUGUGAGACACUUUUGCAGAGGGCAACAAUGGAGAAAUACGAGAACUUGCAAACCUUCUAUCGUGAGCUUUCAAAGACAAUACAACUUGUCUACGAGGCAAAGAAGUUCAGCUCAUACUUUUCUGCUCAACAGGAAGGUAAUGCAGAGCCGAGGAAGGGAUUGAAAGUUUUUAUUGACAAAUCAAGCAUUGAAAAAGCAAAAUAUAUUCUAAAACGAUUCGACCGUGUGAAUUUGACAAUUGUUGUUCAUAAAUGGUCAAGAAAUUUAUCUGAUGUCAAACUCGGUGAUACAAUGCAGAAAUUUGAUUUUAUUACCGAUUUAUAUCUUCUAAACUUGACGCGUAGAUAUAUAAGUUUGUACCAUGAAUCUUAUGAAACGGUUCAGGAUUUCAUUAGUCUCGAAAGAAUUCCAAAAUUACGUACAUUUAAAGUGAAGAAUAUGUUAUUUAUGGAAGAGUUCUUAGAGAAAGUAAGUAACAUGAAACUGGAAAGUCUGAUGUUUAUUGGAUGUACUUUUCUCGCUUUCAAGAAUGCUGUGCUUCAAUGUAAAAAAAUUGAGGUGACUUUUGGAGAAUCAUAUGAGACUAUCUGCUUCAGUAAGUGCAGGUGGUUUUGUCCUAUUCUAUCGCCUCCGGCACAUAAACAAAUGAUAAGAAUCCAAGUCAAUAUAAAUAAGUGCGUAAAACUACGCAAUCUGACGUUAAACAUGAGUUACAGUGAGAGUGUUAUGCCUAGUGACCAAAUAGUAGGUGGUCUACGGUGUUUAAUAUUAGGUAAGAUGAACUGCGACCGGCUGCUCCCGUCUUUUCGGUGUUAUGGUACUAUACCAGAGUAUUUAUCAUUUGAUAUUUUUUAUCUAGAGCUCGCUGUCAGUUUUCUAAAGAAAGAAAACCGAAACGAACUUAAGCAUCUAGUAUUAAUUUGUUAUAAGAUUAGAUAUAUUUAUGAUGUUUGUGAUUUUUAUGAUGUUUGUGAUUUUUAUGAUGUUUGUGAUUUCUUUGAUGUUUCUAAUUUGUUUAACCUAGACUUUGCUGCUCUUGAAGUUUUAGAAAUUGAUGCUGGCGGUAAUGGUUUGGAGUUGAGGGAUAAGAGCACAAUUGAAGUAAAAAUGAAAAAGUUAGAAACAUUAAUAAUCCGGUGCUCGUAUUUAGAUGCAAAACUCUUGAAAAUGAUAACUGAGCUGGAAAUGUUGAAACAUCUUGAAAUUUGUAUGUAUGAUGAUGAGAAUGUCAAGUAUGAACUUUUAUGUAGACAACUAAGCAAUUUGAAAGGACCAAUAGAAAAACUCUUUGUUAGUUCUAAGAUGACCAUUGGUGAACUGGUAAGGUUAAUAGAACCUUUAAAAACGUUAAAAGAAUUUCGCAUAGAUGGUAGAUCCAUUCGGUCAUCAUUUGAUAGCCUCGCCAAUCGAAAUUAUGACAAAUUCCAACCUGCAAAAGUUGAUGCGAACGAACAGAAUUUGGUGGAGAGUAAGAAUGUGGUGCAUCUAAAACUCCACACUCUCCAUAUUAGGAUGGUUUUAGCACAAAAAAAACUUAUCCAACUUAUGUUAUGUCAAUAUUUUGGAGCUUUCGCUGACAUUGAGAAAUUGGUGAUUGACGUAGUACCAAAACGUCCAGGAGUAAUUCAGAAAUUGUUCAGAAGUAUGCAAGAGCAGUUCAAAUACUUGAUAAAAAGCAUUUUCGAGACGUUCAAACAACUUGAUGUACUUGUGUUCCGUUAUAUGAGUUUUCACAUUUCUGAAGAAAAGGCUCAUAUUCUUCAUAAGUUUUUUUCGUCGAGAUGUAGAUCUCUUAAGGAACGAUGCGAGUGGUCAGAUAAGUGCGAUGGAGAACAAACAAUCUUCGAGCUUUAUAGGUAA
Vavraia culicis subsp. floridensis is the source of this 2238-nucleotide messenger RNA. RefSeq lists its product as uncharacterized. The record is from RefSeq and is a predicted model, not a curated record. The transcript has a single exon. Lineage: Eukaryota; Fungi; Microsporidia; Pleistophoridae. Bases 163 to 2238 code for a protein of 691 amino acids.